AUGAGGAGGACCAACAGGACAUGUCGCUCACACAGAGAAGGAGGACAGUGUGAAGUGCAGCAGAGCAGACCUCAGUCUGACAAGAGGACAGACGGCUGGCUGCUGGUCUAUUCUCCUGUUCCAAUCGGCUGCAUCUUCCUGUGUUACCUGCUCAUCAUAUGGGCAGGGCCUAAGCUGAUGGCCAAGAGGCAGCCAGUAAACCUCAAACCUGUCCUGAUCGUGUACAACUUUGCCAUGGUCUGCCUGUCUGCCUACAUGUUCUAUGAGUUCACAGCCUCUUCCUGGUUGGCCAGAUACAGUCUGCUGUGCCAGCCAGUCGACUACAGUGACAGCCCGCCGGCCAUGAGGAUGGCAAGAGUAUGCUGGUGGUUCUACUUCUCCAAGGUGAUCGAGCUCAGUGACACUAUAUUUUUCAUCCUAAGGAAGAAGAACGGUCAGCUGACCUUCCUCCAUAUCUACCACCACGCCACCAUGAUCUUCAACUGGUGGGCCGGGGUUAAAUAUGUGGCUGGGGGCCAGUCCUUUCUGAUUGGUCUGAUCAACUCCCUGGUCCACGUAUUGAUGUAUUUGUACUAUGGCCUGGCUGCUCUGGGGCCGAGCAUGACCAAAUACCUGUGGUGGAAACGCUACCUCACUUCCCUGCAGUUGCUCCAGUUCUUCAUCGUCACCCUCCACACCACCUACAACCUGUUUGCUGACUGCGACUUCCCCGACUCCAUGAACGUGGUGGUGUUCGCCUACUCUCUCAGCCUCAUCGCACUUUUCAGUAACUUCUAUUACCGCAGCUACCUGGACAAGAAGAAGACCACGUAGACGUGAGGGGAUGAAGAAGGAAACGAUCUGGUUCCAUCCAAUGCUGAACGUGGAGGCAGAGAAAAGAGCUGAGAGGAGUUUGGGACCAGGGAGGUUAUCCAGAGGCGGGCGAAGGAGAGGCC
Pleuronectes platessa (European plaice) is the source of this 935-nucleotide messenger RNA. It is a transcript of the gene elovl8a, whose product is annotated as ELOVL fatty acid elongase 8a. Gene Ontology annotation, molecular function: fatty acid elongase activity. Gene Ontology annotation, biological process: very long-chain fatty acid biosynthetic process; fatty acid elongation, monounsaturated fatty acid; sphingolipid biosynthetic process. Bases 1 to 813 code for a protein of 270 amino acids. Gene Ontology annotation, cellular component: endoplasmic reticulum membrane. The transcript is spliced from 7 exons. Lineage: Eukaryota; Metazoa; Chordata; Actinopteri; Pleuronectiformes; Pleuronectidae. The record is from RefSeq and is a predicted model, not a curated record.